UCUGCAACACAACCGCUGCCUCAAAAUGGCGGCCUGUCAACGUGCCAACUGAAAUGUCAGAGAUGUGCGCGAUUGAGACGCUGCUCCGCUGGGCGGGCGCCGUCCUUUUCGUCUAUGGGGCCCUGUUGGUGCUGUGGCGCCGGCUGCGCCGCCCCCACUUCGAGCAGUUGUACCGCGCGGUGGAGCUGGGCGACUUGGUGGGCGCGCUGUGCCUGCUGCGUCGCUACCCGCACUACAUCAACCAGUUCCGGCGCCCCGCCGGCUACACUCCCUUUAUGGUAGCGUGCGCCCACGGCCGCACCCCCUUGGUGAAGGCGAUGCUGCGCCUGGGCGCCGACCUGCAGCUCAAGUCCGCGCACCAGGAAACCGCGCUGCAACUGGCCGCCUUCUACUACAUCAGGCACCAGGCCUGCAAGGACGCCAGCUGCAUCCACGCGCUGUGCCACGCCGGGGCCGACGUGAACGAGCCCGGAGGGCCGCAGGCCCUCACCCCGCUGGAGCUGGCGGCCAUGUUCGGCCACGCCGCCCUGGUCAAGUGGCUGCUGGCCAAGGGCGCCCGGCCCCCCGCAGAGCCGCAGCGCCACCCCUACCUGCUGGCCAGGGCCUUCGGCCACCAGGACACCGCCCGCCUGAUCGCGCACUCCAUGCACCUCAAGCAGCUGGGGCUGAUGCCCGACUAACCUGUGAUUGUGAUCUAGUGAUAAGAAUAAAAACCGUGCGCUCA
Molecule: messenger RNA, 724 nt
Organism: Dendroctonus ponderosae (mountain pine beetle)
Lineage: Eukaryota; Metazoa; Arthropoda; Insecta; Coleoptera; Curculionidae
Product: ankyrin repeat domain-containing protein 17-like
Exons: 2
Coding region: 54-680 (208 amino acids)
Molecular function (GO): protein binding
Source: RefSeq, a predicted model, not a curated record